AUGAGCUAUAAACAUCUAAUGCAAAGCAGUGCAAUGAAAGGUGGAAUAUUUCCAGUAUUCUUUGAAUUCUUCAUAAAAAUUGAAGCGUUCUUAAAAUUCCAGGUUGGUGGAGCAGUAUCUCUUGGUGAACAACCAAUCAAAAUGCUAAUUAAUGCUGAAAAAGGAGCAAGAAUGUGUAUUUCGGAGACAAUAAUGAACCUUGUUUGGGCUCCAAUAACCGAUUUAAAGGACGUAAAAAUGUCAGGAAACUGGAUGUGGGCUGCAAAAUGUGAAGGAGAGGGUGCUCGUUUAGUUGAUGCAGUUGGAAGUCUUUGUGAAGGACUUCGGCAGAUUGGAUGUGCGAUUGAUGGAGGAAAAGAUUCGUUAUCGAUGGCAGUGACCGCCCAUGGAGAAUUGGUUAAGAGUCCUGGAACACUUGUACUCUCUGCUUAUGCACCUUGUACAAAUGUUACAAAAGUAGUGAAUCCUGCUCUGACUGCAACUCCUGGUUCGAAGAUUUUAUGGAUAAGAUGUGGUGGAGAUAAGAAUAAGAUGAGAUUAGGUGGAAGUGCAUUGGCUCAGGUCUAUUCACAGAUUGGAGAUGAUUGUCCAGAUAUUGAAGAUUUCACUGAAAUUUCAAAGGUUUUUUCGACUGUUCAAGAUCUUUUGUUGAUGGAUAAGUUAAUUGGAACUGUGUUGCAUCCGAUAGUUCUAGCAGGACAUGAUAUAUCAGAUGGUGGGAUGAUAACUGCAAUUCUGGAAAUGGCGUUCGCUGGAAACGUAGCAGUUGAUGUGAACAUUAGAAAUACAAAAGAGCAUACAAGUCCAAUCGAUCUUCUGUUUGCCGAAGAAUGCGGAAUUAUUAUAGAAGUCUUGAAUUCUGAAGACGUCAUCCGAAAACUCGAAGACGUGAAUAUUGAAUGUCAGGUCAUCGGAACUGCUUCUGAAACUUAUGGUCCAGAUGCACAUAUCAGAAUUCAUGUGGAUGAUAAACUGGAAAUCAAUGAAAAAUUGGUUGAUCUACGAGAAGAAUGGGAACUUGUUGGGGAUAAAUUAGGAGAGUUUCAGACGAAUAUGAAGAGUCUGAAAGAAGCGAAAGAGUUUCGAGGAAAAUGUCGGAAGAUCAACUAUAAAUGUGAUUUCGAGUGGUUUUAUGAAACUUCAUUUAUUUACCAUGAACAAUAUUUCUCGACAGCUCCUCGUGUGGCUAUUAUACGUGAAGAAGGUUCAAAUGGAGAUCGUGAAAUGGCAUCUGCAUUCACUUUGGCCGGAUUUCAGACAUUUGAUGUGACGAUGACUGAUAUAUUAUCAGGACACACAUUGGAUGCUUACAGAGGUGUUGCAUUCGUUGGUGGAUUUUCAUAUGCAGAUGUUCUUGGUUCUGCAAGAGGAUGGGCUGCUGGAGUAAUGUUUAAUGAACAAGUUUCAAAGCAAUUCGAACAUUUCCGAUUGAGAACUGAUACAUUUUCAUACGGAGUUUGUAAUGGUUGCCAGUUAAUGGCCCAAUUAGGAUGGAUUGGGGAUGAAAGGGAAGGAAAUGCAUGUCUUGAAACUACAGUAUUCCUUGAUGAAAACGAAUGCGGACGGUUCGAAAGUAGUUUUGGACCAGUUAAAAUAGAAAAAUGCAAAAGUAUAAUGCUUUCUGGAAUGGAAAAUGCGAUUUUAGGACUGUGGUCUUCUCACGGAGAAGGACGAUUCACUUAUCGUUCAUCUGAAAUCCUUCAGAAUCUGAGAGAAAAUGGACAAGUUUGUGUCCGUUUCUGCGAUGAUCAGGGCAAGAUUGGGUCGGAUCACAAUUGCGAGAAUCUACCGUAUCCAUUGAAUCCGAAUGGCUCAAUUGAUGACGUGGCAGCUAUCUGUAGUCGUGAUGGACGUCAUCUUGCUAUGAUGCCUCACGCAGACCGAUCAUUCUUGACGUGGCAGUGGGCGGAGUUAAACAGCGUCACUUGGAAUACACGUUUUGAUCAGCAAACAGUCGCACUUUCCCCGUGGAUUCGCAUGUUUAGAAAUGCUUUCAAUUGGUGUAAUGCUUAA
This is a messenger RNA of Caenorhabditis remanei, 2013 nucleotides long. RefSeq lists its product as uncharacterized. The record is from RefSeq and is a predicted model, not a curated record. The transcript has 9 exons. Bases 1 to 2013 code for a protein of 670 amino acids. NCBI's taxonomy places the organism in Eukaryota, Metazoa, Nematoda, Chromadorea, Rhabditida, Rhabditidae.